Trichoderma asperellum CBS 433.97 is the source of this 1071-nucleotide messenger RNA. RefSeq lists its product as uncharacterized. The record is from RefSeq and is a predicted model, not a curated record. Gene Ontology annotation, molecular function: catalytic activity. NCBI's taxonomy places the organism in Eukaryota, Fungi, Ascomycota, Sordariomycetes, Hypocreales, Hypocreaceae.
AUGGUUGCAACUAUCCGCCAAUACAAGGCUGCCUGUGUUCAGGCUGAACCAGGCUGGUUUAACUUGGAGAAGUGUAUUCAAAAGACUGUAAAAUUCAUUCUUGAAGCUGGAGAAAAGGGAUGUAAACUCAUUGCUUUCCCUGAAGUUUGGAUUCCUGGAUACACGUACUGGGGAUGGCGUGUGAAUUAUCAAGAUUCUCUGCCACUUCUCAAGGACUAUUUCAAGAACAGUCUUCGUCCGGAUUCCGAAGAGAUGAGCCGCAUUAGAGCUGCUGCUCGCAAGGCCCAGAUUUAUGUCUCUUUGGGCUACUCUGAGGUUGAGGGCCACAGCCUUUACAUUGCCCAGAUCAUCAUUGACCCCAAUGGCAACGUUAUUAACCACCGCCGCAAGAUUAAGCCCACACACGUUGAGAAGCUUGUUUUUGGUGAGGGCACUGGCGAUUCCUUGAACACCGUUGUUGAGACUGAAAUUGGGAACCUGGGUCACCUCAACUGCUGGGAAAAUAUGAACCCAUUCCUCAAGGCGAACGCUGCUGCUCAAUACGAGGAAGUUCAUGUCGCCGCUUGGCCUGUCUACCCCCCUGCGUCUUCUCUGAAGUAUCCCGACCCGUACACGAACAUCUCGGAAGCCCAGUCUGAGCUCGUGACUCCUGCUUACGCCUAUGAAACUGGCACAUGGACGCUCGCCCCCAGCCAGGUCGUCACCAGAGAAGGUGCUCGUCUCAAUCUGCCUAAGCGUCUCCAGAAUGACGAAGCAGCCGUUGAUGCAGAGGCUGCCGUCAUCGGCAAUGGAUUCGCACGCAUCUACCGACCGGACGGUUUCCGCGCCGUGGAAGAUCCUCCCAAGGAUUUUGAGGGAAUCUUUAUCGUCGAUAUCGAUCUCGAUGAGACUAUUCUAACCAAGCGUCUCGCUGAUUUUGGUGGACACUACAUGCGACCUGAUCUAAUUCGCCUUCUAGUCGAUAAGACACCAAAGACAUACCUUGUCGAUGCCAAUAAACCCAACCCCAAAGAGUUCCCAAGCUCCAUACAGCGCCUUGGACUGGACAAGCCUCUUCCGGAAGAAGAGUAA